Molecule: messenger RNA, 1722 nt
Organism: Microplitis demolitor
Lineage: Eukaryota; Metazoa; Arthropoda; Insecta; Hymenoptera; Braconidae
Product: serine/threonine-protein kinase ICK
Exons: 8
Coding region: 1-1722 (573 amino acids)
Biological process (GO): cilium assembly; intraciliary transport; protein phosphorylation
Cellular component (GO): cytoplasm; nucleus; cilium
Molecular function (GO): ATP binding; protein serine/threonine kinase activity
Source: RefSeq, a predicted model, not a curated record
AUGAAUCGAUAUAUAACACUUAAUCAAUUGGGUGAUGGUACUUUUGGAUCUGUCGUACUCGGGCAACGAGUGGAUACUGGGGAAAAAGUUGCUAUCAAAAGAAUGAAACGAAAAUAUUAUUCCUGGGAAGAAGCAAUGAAUCUUCGAGAAGUUAAGUCUUUGAAAAAAUUAAAUCACGCUAAUGUCGUAAAACUGAAAGAAGUAAUAAGAGAAAAUGAUAUUCUUUAUUUUGUGUUCGAAUAUAUGAAAGAAAAUUUAUAUCAGCUUAUGAAAGAUAGAGAUAAAUUAUUUCCGGAACCAAUUAUCAGAAACAUGAUAUAUCAAGUACUUCAAGGUCUAGCAUUCAUGCAUAAACACGGAUUUUUCCAUCGUGACAUGAAACCAGAGAAUCUUCUGUGCAUGGGUCCAGAAUUAAUAAAAAUAGCCGAUUUUGGGUUAGCUCGUGAAAUUCGAUCCAGACCACCCUAUACAGAUUACGUAUCAACAAGAUGGUAUCGGGCCCCUGAAGUAUUACUUCACUCCACAACUUACAAUAGUCCAAUAGACAUUUGGGCAGUGGGGUGCAUUAUGGCUGAACUAUAUACUUUUCGACCUUUAUUUCCUGGCAAAAGUGAAAUUGAUGAAAUUUUCAAAAUAUGCGCUGUCAUUGGAACACCAGAUAAAGAUGAUUGGCCUGAAGGUUAUCAGCUUGCAGCCGCAAUGAAUUUUAAGUUCCCUGUAAUAUCAAAAACGCCACUGAAAGAUAUUAUUCCUAAUGCUAGUCAAGAAGCAAUUAUUCUUAUGGAAGAUAUGUUAGAAUGGAAUCCCAUAAAAAGACCCACAGCUCAACAAGCGUUACGAUAUCCUUAUUUCCAAGUGAAUAAUGCGACACGGGUAAUGAGUAGCAGGAAACUAGGACUUAAUUCUCAUCAAGAGCUCGCUAUGAACAAGAUUAAUUUCCCUCCGACAGGACAAGUAUUCAAACACAACCAGGAUCUUAAUAAAAAUAUUGUAGAAUCUCAACCGCCAGAUAAAAUAGUUGUUGCACAAUCGCAACAGCAAUUUACUUUGCCUCUAUUAAGUAGUCGGAAACAUGACAAUGUGCCAAGUUGGGAAGAUGAAAAUUUCACUAGAGGAUUAGGAAAUAAAGUAACCUCAGGAAAUACUGAAACAAAGCUUGCGGCAGAUGGAAUUUGUAAACAAAAUGUUAUAAAUUGGCAUGAAAACUAUGAAACAGAGAAUCAAAAAAUGAAUGGUAAUUGGAUAACAACAGCAUGGAAUGAACAAUUGCCUUCAAGAAACUGGAACCACUCACAGUCAAAUCUUCGAAAUAAUCGAAAAGUCUCAGCAAAACAGCAUUAUCUCAGUGUUGCCCGAUAUGUUGUUGGCCAGAGCACAAAUCUGUCAUCCAGAAGUGGCGAAGUCGACGUCGGUCGACCCAGAUUGUUGUUGAAUGGUAUGGUAGCCCAACCGGUAUCAGAAAAACUAGAUGAUUCAAUGGAUACUUUUUGGGGAACGCGUGAUAAUUUAGAGUCACAAGCAAGACAGCAUUAUCUCUUGAGAAAUCGUUAUAUAUCUGAACAAAAUGGUAGAAUGCCAUACCCUAGCGUUUAUGGGACAUACGCCAUUAAAGCACCGACAAAAGCUAUACUUCAGCCAAGUUUAUUUGGAAACGUAUUAACGUCCCGUCCAAGUGGUGGCCUUCAUGGAAGAACGGACUGGGCCGCAAAAUACCUCAAGUAA